AUGUUCUUAGAACAAUUUGCUAGCACACAAGUGACGCAACUUAAAAUCGACAAUAAUCCUUUUGCUAAAGGUUUUCGUGAUGCCGGUGCUGGUAAACGUGAGAAAAAACGGUUAAUGAAUAAAACUGAAUGUAGCAUUACUGCUAGUGGAAUUUUAAAACCGAUUUUAUCUUUGAAUGAUGAUGUAAUAACAUCAGAAUCACCAGCUAUACGAGCUAGUAGCUCAAUGGAUUCAGAUCAGUCAGACGAAGAUGAUUCUUCACCUGUACCUAAACGAGCUCGAAGUAAUCAUAGUUCUACAGAUGAUUUAUCUCAAAAUCAAAAUUAUCCUUUGAUGAGGAAUCAUCACAUACAACAAUUACAAUUUCUACAAAAUCAUCGUUCAAUUUCUAAAGAAAAUGCAAAUUUUCAUAUGUUUCAUCCAACUGGUGGUGGUAGUGGUGCAGGUGCAGGUGCUAGUGCAAGUGCAGGUACAAGUGCGGGUCCACCAGCACCAUCUUUUGCACCAUUUUUUCAAGGUUAUAGUUUUCAUCCUGUUUCUACAGCUACUGAAUUCUUUUUUCCUACUCAUGCAACUUCAAUUCCACGUGAUUUUUUUAUACAUCACGCUGCAGCUGCAGCUGCUGCAGCACAAUUUUCACCUUAUUUCUUGCGGCCAUCAUUAACGGUUCCAACGCUUUCCAUUACAACGUCUACGAAUUCAACUACAAGCCAGUCUACGGUAGUUUCUACAAAUGCCAUCUUAUCAAACUCUAACGUAUCCUCAAGUAUUAAUGGAACACAGCAACAAAUAUUACCACAAUCUUCAACAGGAAAGCAAACAACAGCAAUUCCAAAAAAGGGAGGAUUCGAUGUAUCUGAUCUCCUUGCUUAA
Molecule: messenger RNA, 873 nt
Organism: Thelazia callipaeda (thelaziosis nematode)
Lineage: Eukaryota; Metazoa; Nematoda; Chromadorea; Rhabditida; Thelaziidae
Source: the annotation of a GenBank genome assembly